Messenger RNA from Funneliformis mosseae, 2058 nucleotides. The record is from the annotation of a GenBank genome assembly. NCBI's taxonomy places the organism in Eukaryota, Fungi, Glomeromycota, Glomeromycetes, Glomerales, Glomeraceae.
AUGUCUCAUAUUACAUUAUACUGUCUGGUGGCGGGUGAAUACCCUCACGAAAAUGUUUUUAAGAUUGAUGUUGAGGAUAAUAAGUUAGUUAAAGGUCUCAAAGAGGUUAUUAAGGAAACGCAACCGAACAUAUUUAUUGGCGUCAAUAGCAGAUAUAUUAAGUUAUGGAAAGUCAACAUUCCACUUGAAAGCGAAAAACUAAAAUUCUUUAAAAUCCCUGAUGAAAGUAUAAUGGAUAAACUUGGAAGUGAAAGAAUGAAUCAGACAACGAGGAUUAAAGAAUAUUUUCCUAUCAAACCGGCCGACAGACAUAUUAGUAUCAUUAUCGAAACUCCUAAUGCUAUACAUAGAAAUCUUAAUCAAGCAUACAGGUUAGGUUGCUUGUCUAAAGGAGAUCAAGUUGUGCUGAAAUACAAGAAUGAAACAUAUACCGCAACAUUCAAAGAAAUGCAUGGUCGUCCGUAUCUGAUCGCCGAUGGAUGCGAGUACUCUUCUUUUGCAAAGUUUAUUCAAGCGAUGAUAGACAAAAAGUCAAUAGAGGGUGCGGUUUAUAACUAUCUGAAAAUCAAUUCCAUGUCUUGGAAAGAAUUCAGUGAAAAACUAUUAUUCUUCAACUCCGUUAUGCAAAUAAAAAAAGAGUUGCAACUUAUCCUUAACGACCCAAAUGUUCGUGACAUCUUCUAUGGUAGAGAAGAGUUUGAGAAAUCUUCUACAGAAGUUUCCAUCUAUGAAGACCAAAAUCUGUAUGUUGUAGUUGACAGACUUCCAGAGGAACGGUUGAAAUUUGUUGGAGAAUUUCCAAUAGUUUAUAUAUCUUGGGGAAUAUUAAAUGAUUGUUAUCCAUUUAAUCCUCCGAAAAUUCCUUUCCCUCUGGAAACGUUAAAGAAAUUUGACAACAUUCUCGAUACACACCUUGGACUAGAUUUCCGAUCGAAAUACAUAAAUCUUACCGCGAUUGCAUUAGACUGGAAAGUCAGUGGCGGAGUUUAUGAAGAGAGACCCGCUAUAGUAUUCUACGUAAUUCGCAAGGGUGUGAUUCCUCUUGGUGAUCAACACUUUCCCAAAAUUAUUGAUGGAAUAGAAACAGAUGUACGAGAGGGAAUUUAUCGUACAACUGGCACAGAUUCGCAUUAUUGUCGUAGUUAUGAGCCGGUAAUUACUUCGGGCUGUAGUAUUGGAAACUCAAAUAAAACCAGUGCGGGAACCUUAGGAUGUUUUGCAAAAGAUAGCACGGAAAAUACCUAUAUUUUGUCCUGCCAACAUGUCUUAUGCUUGAACGAAGGUUCUGAAACAGGAUUAAUUUUUCAACCGGCGUAUAUUGACUAUGUAGGGAUGCUUAAAAGUGAGAAAAAAAUAACAAUCGAGAAGAUAAAUAAAGCACAGUAUAAAUAUAAAAAUCAAGAAGCAAUUGAUUUAAACAGCAAAAAACUCGAGACGAUUGAAAAUGACCUUGAAAGUGCGAAGAAAAAGGACACAUUAGUUGGGUCGUUUUACAAAGGAUUACGUGAUAAUUAUAAAAUUGAUGACAAAAAUUAUGGAGUUGAUGCCGCCAUAGCUUCACUAGUAGAAACAAGUAAUGGUAACUUUCGAAACAUUGAUCCAGAAGGUUUACCCAUAUCGGACUUCACAUUUAAAAGAUUGUCACAUGAACCUAUUAAUCUUUCAUGUACCAUAGAUAUUAUCAACAACCUUGAUUCAGUCGAUAUUUCGCAACCCGUAUUUAAAGUUGGACGAACAUCUGGACUGACUAUUGGACAUAUAAAUGAAACAAUUUUAUCAUCAAUUUUGUUAAGAGGAGUUCAUAACGCAUUUCACCAUCAGGAGAGAAUAUUUGGGCGUUGCUUAUUAAAAGAAAUCAAACAUAAGGGGAAAUCUAUAUUUCCUCCUAAAUGGUUAGAUAGACAAAUAACAGUAAUGAAUAAUGGAAUAUUUACGGAAGAGGGGGAUUCUGGUUGUAUAUGGUUUAAUAAAAGUGGAGCAGUUAUUGCAAUGGGUCAUGGAAAUUUAUUUACAAAUAUUGCAAUUUAUUCCAUAGGAUCGCCAAUACAUGCAGUGUAA